CCCAUCUGAGGUGAGACUCCUUGACACUCCCCGCUAUCCUCCGGUAAGGUCCUACAUGUCCUCCUAUGAAGUUAGUCGCUUUGUGCAGCGGUGCCAGAAGGAAAGGGAGGACGCCCUCCGCAGGGAGGAGUCAUCCAGGGACAAACUGAAGUGUCUUGAAGUCUCAUCACGCAGCCAGAUCCAGGAACUGAAGGCCAAACUAAAAGAGGUGACCAAUGAAAACAAAGCUCUGCAUAGAACAGUAAAGAAACUCCGGAUAGACUUGGGUCUGGAGGGGAGCCCCAAAUUCCGAGGCAAGAUGACCAAGGAUAUCAUCAAAGAACUGCAAGAGCAGGAGGACCAGUGUUCCCAAAUGAAGGAGGAAAACCAACUUCUCUCUGUGCAGCUCCGAGAGAUGGUACCGGUCAUUGUGCAGACACAGAAGCAGAAAGCCGAACUGCAGGCUCAGCUUGAGGGCAUGGAAAGCAAGAUUUGGGAUCUGUCAAACUUGAACACCCAGCUCUCCCAACUUCUGCAGGAGACCCAGAAAGAGAGAGAUGAUUUGGAGAAGGCAUAUCUCAUGUAUAGAAAAUCCAUAGAGGACACCAAAAAGAUUACAAGCAGGUCUGUACAGACCAUCACCUCCAUCCCUGUCAUUUUACAAAGCACCUAUAAGAGAGUUUCCAGAGAAUCUUCCAGCUCACAGGCAUCCCAAGUCCCCUCCGAAAAGAGAAAGGUUUCUCUGGAAAACAGUAACUCGGCCCCAAUCACUGCCGACAACAAACAAAAGACAUACCUGCAAAACGCACGCAACCAGUCCUGACGAACGGUGAUACAAAUUUGUGCUUAUUCGUGGAUAUCUCUCUCCUAAU
This is a messenger RNA of Pseudophryne corroboree (corroboree frog), 851 nucleotides long. Its product is annotated as virulence factor-related M protein-like. Bases 56 to 802 code for a protein of 248 amino acids. The transcript has a single exon. The record is from RefSeq and is a predicted model, not a curated record. Lineage: Eukaryota; Metazoa; Chordata; Amphibia; Anura; Myobatrachidae.